Messenger RNA from Daphnia magna, 1205 nucleotides. RefSeq lists its product as uncharacterized. The record is from RefSeq and is a predicted model, not a curated record. The transcript has 6 exons. Bases 187 to 849 code for a protein of 220 amino acids. Lineage: Eukaryota; Metazoa; Arthropoda; Branchiopoda; Diplostraca; Daphniidae.
AAGCAAUCAUAAAACCUACUAUCAUGUAUGGCGUACGUAAAAACACACAGAUUAAAACGAACAUCAGUCGUCUGUUUGGCAUUAAUUCAAUGAUUUUUCAAAGCUACGUUUCAUUGUCCACGUUUGACUGAGUUUACGUCCAAGUGAAAAAUUCUUUCAAACCCGUGAAGCCAUUCAUUUCGAAAAAUGAUACGGUUCGAUAACAACGAUGCAUUCUCGGAAGAAGUCAUCGAUAUCUACUUUAAGGAUACUCGAGUCAAAAGAAUUCUAAAAUCUAUGUACAAAAUCAACAGUGCGAUUGCUCUCCCUUCGAUGGUUCUCCUCAUUCCGAUAUUGGCCGGCUUCAUGGACCCUAGCAGGGACUAUAUUUUGUUGCUCUGCCUCGGUUUGCUCCCGAGUAUCUGCAUCUGUCAGACGUCUUCAUUAAUUGCCCGAUCUGCGAAAAAGAACCGAAGCGUGAGAUUGCUUAAGGCGUCGGCUGUCCUUGCAGUGUGUUAUUGUGUUUUUGGUAUCUUGGGACUCAUCUCGGUUGGGUCACUCGUUGUGUUCUCCAGCAAAGCGUGCGAAAGACCGACAUGUGUUAGUGACGCAAUUUGCUCGGCCGUGCUCUGUUUGAUCACCAUCAUCGGUGUAGUCUACAACAUUAUUCAUGCCAAACUGCUGAUUGCCGCCAUUUGGUACAACGAAGCCCUCGAAGAACGAGCAAAUUCUCUUGGCCUCGACGAAGUUCAAGAGGAUGGACCAAUCUCAACAAUCAGUGAAAGGGCGAAUGGAACAGAUUCUCCUUUAACUAGUGAACUUGGAUUCUCUUACCUGCGGAUGGAGAACCCUAUGGAAGUUUUCCCUUGAUAUCUGCUAUUCACCCAUAAAAACCAAAUAUGCAAAUCCCGGACGAGGAGCCAAAGUAAAAUCAGAAAUCAGUUCCAUGGAACUGGGGGAUCGGGGGUUAUGGGACACACUCUCACGAUUCUCUGAAGCGUUGACGCUGUAAAUGUCUGGCCGAGAAAAUUCGCAUGACUGACAAGAUGAUAAUCGUCUUGAGAUAAAUACCUUUCCCUGUCUGCUGCAUUAGGCAGUCUACCCUGGCGUAUACGAUUAGCAUCUCUUUUUUUUUUUGCAGUUUUGUUAGAAUUUAAAUUAAAUUAAGUUAAUAAGGUUGGGGGUUAUUGGGGACUUUAGAAUCUUCCCCAUAACUCCUUUUUGAU